This is a messenger RNA of Oncorhynchus gorbuscha (pink salmon), 803 nucleotides long. Its product is annotated as transmembrane protein 65-like. Gene Ontology annotation, cellular component: mitochondrion. The transcript is spliced from 7 exons. Bases 196 to 783 code for a protein of 195 amino acids. The record is from RefSeq and is a predicted model, not a curated record. Gene Ontology annotation, biological process: cardiac ventricle development; regulation of cardiac conduction. Lineage: Eukaryota; Metazoa; Chordata; Actinopteri; Salmoniformes; Salmonidae.
UCGACGCCUCCACUCCCCUUUUGUCUCCACCAUGCUGCCCAGUUUGCAGAGAGUCCUGCGGCCCGCCCUCAUUCUGAGGUCGGGGAACAUGUUGGGAAGAGUCCGCGGGUCAAACCUCGCUCCGCUACGCCAGCCUGUACCGAUGCUACCCAGCCAGCAGAGCUGCGACUUGGGCACACACCUCACAAGGACCCGAUGGAGCCCUUGAACUCUCCUCAAGGAGCCAAGGAUUUUAUUUAUAGUCUUCACCCCACCGAACGCACAACCCUGCUUAGAGAACUGCACCGGUUUGAGUCGAUAGCAAUAGCUCAAGGGGAAAUGGUCAUCGCCCCGCCCACAUCGGCUCAGCUGAGAUAUGUCCUUCUACACAACGCCAUUCCUUUUGUAGGAUUUGGUUUCCUGGACAACGCCAUCAUGAUUGUAGCUGGCACGCAGAUUGAGUUGUCCAUAGGUGUGAUCUUUGGGAUUUCAACCAUGGCAGCUGCUGCCCUGGGGAACCUUGUGUCGGACCUGGCUGGACUCGGCCUUGCAGGUUACGUGGAAGCCCUGGCCUGUCGUUGUGGGUUGGUGGGUCCUGAUCUGAACCCCAAACAGGCUGACAUGUGGCAGACCAGAGUUAGCACCCACAGUGGUAAAGCCUUCGGAGUUGCCAUCGGCUGCAUCUUAGGGAUGUUCCCGCUACUCUUCUUCAAAGAUGAGACGAAGAAGAAAGCAGUGGAAAGGGAGGGUAAAGAUGGAUCACUGACCUCCAUCUCCACUGACAGCAGCAGCAGCAGCAAUUGAGACAACUUGACAGAAAGACU